Messenger RNA from Pectinophora gossypiella (pink bollworm), 5711 nucleotides. RefSeq lists its product as uncharacterized. Lineage: Eukaryota; Metazoa; Arthropoda; Insecta; Lepidoptera; Gelechiidae. Gene Ontology annotation, biological process: peptidyl-serine phosphorylation; intracellular signal transduction. The record is from RefSeq and is a predicted model, not a curated record. Bases 42 to 4586 code for a protein of 1514 amino acids. Gene Ontology annotation, molecular function: protein serine/threonine kinase activity; ATP binding. The transcript has 9 exons.
CGCGCCGUCCCGACCGGCCGCUGCGCACGCGUCGCGACACCAUGCCGCUCUUCUCCGAGCACAUCUCGAACAUGUAUUACAGUGGAUCCUCGCACAGUGCCCCCUACAGCAGUUACAGUUCAGUGUCGCCCCUCGGAUCGUCGUAUAGUGCCUCCUACCUCAACUCCGGUGGAAAUUACAGCAGCCACUCCUCUCUCGGUGGAUAUUCCCGCCCACCCCCUCUCUCGAGAUGGGUGACCAGUAGCGGGAGGAAUUAUGCUCCCAUGCUGAGCACAAUCUCUGAAAGAUCGUCCUCGAGUCCAGUAAGGUUAAACAGUCCUCGUAGAAUUCCGUAUACGAAUAGAAAUUACGCAACCCCGACCUAUACUCCGCGUCCUAUCAACAUCAACACGGCGGAUAUUGAUGUGUCUAGAGACAGGUAUCGUAAUAAACCUGAGAGUACACCGACCCCGCCGCCGCCGCCGCCACCUAUCGCAGACGGUGAAAAUGGCCCAUUCAUGCCACGAGUUGACGGUAAACCAGAAACCGGCAUUGAUUCUUCACCGGGACCACAGAGGAGUACGAUUAGGCGAGGACGAACUGUUGUCAGACUUCACACUGUAAAGAGAAAAGACAGAGACUCUCCUCGUAAACCUCAGUCUGAACUUGAUAAACAGCAGGAUGAUGAUUCCGCGGUUGACGGAAUCACAUCCACUAAUGCGGAAGAUGGAGCUCAAGAAGAGCCCGUGCGGUGGAGGGAGAAACUUUCUGAAGAUUUGACGUACAAAGACAAGAGAGAAAAGAAGACUCUAGGAGCUAAACUUGUUGAGAAAUUUAUAGUUAAAGACAAAGACAGUGAUUCAGAAGAUUCUAUUAAACGGACUAAACGAAAUCAAGAGGUCUCUCAGAGCUUACCUACUACUCCAAUACCUACAAGUAGCUCUGCAUACAGUAGAUCACCAGACAGACGCUGCUCAGUGGAAAUGUUAGCUGAACAAGCUAACUUAUUAGAUACUCUUAUAAGAGGCGAAAAUCUUUGCACAACUGCUUUAGAUUUAAGUAAAGUUGGUAUUGCAGAGCCAGAAGAAAACAAAAAUCAAAGACAAACAUCAAUAAAGAGGAGAAAAUCUAAAGAUCAAGAAAAUCCUUUACAGACAACUCAAUCUGAUUAUUCGUUACACGAUAGUUUAAAUUCAUUUAAAGAUCCUAAACGAUUUUCAAAGAAACGAAGUUUAAGAAAAUCAUCGUCUGGUGGCAGCAUUUGCCGUUUAGAUUCCAUUAAGGAAUUUCCAAAGGAGCCAUUCGGGGAGUUGCCAGUGUUGCCACCCAUUGUAGAAAACAAAAUAGUAUCGACGAAAAGAAACAGUGUGAAACGAAGUAAACCAAAACUAAAAAAGCCGAUAAUUACGUCUAGUGUGGAAGUUACAACUCCACCAAAGAGCCCUUUAAAAUUUAGGGUUGAUGUAACUGUAGAAGAAACACCUCGAUCUCCAAAAAAAGAAAUUAUAUACAGCUCAGUAGUAGAAGAUGCUCCAGGAAUUGAAAAUCCGAAGAUGGAAAUUAAAACGCCGAAAAAGUACACAAAGACUAAAACAGGGGCUCUUCUUCCAGAACCAGACGAUGUUGACGGUCCUUCACCUGAACCUGAAGAUGGAAAUUUUUGGGAUAAGAUAGGAAAAAGAGAAACUGUUUACUUGAUAAGAAGAAAACAAUACAUAGAAGAUGUAAGAGAAAAAAAUCGACGAGCUCUAUUCUGGUUUCCAGAAGAAGAAGAAACCGAAGGAAACGAAAGGACAGGUACUGACAAUACGAUACAUCAUUUUAAUUCUAAUACCUGCAGUUUAGAAAGUAAUGAAGAAAUUCCAGAUACAUCUGCACAAAAUGAAAUUGUAAACGCCAAACAAGAUACAGAUCCAAACGACCAGUUUUUAUUAAAAAAUGAUGUAAUUCAAGAAUCUGAAAAAUGCGAUGUUAUUACCGAAACUUUUCCUGUUGUUAAAACUUUAUCAAAAGAAAAGAAAACUAAUUCUUUGAAGAAAGAAAGUGAAGAGCCAUUAAAAGCAAAUAAAAAUAUAACUGAACCUAAAAAUAAUGAUAAAAAUAUCAAAGAUGAAAGUAAAAUUACCACUGAACUACAAAAAAUGUGCAAAACCGCCCUUGUAGAAGAUAAAAGUAAAGUUAUUGCGGACGAAAAAAUCAAUGAUUUACAAAAUGAAAACCAUAAAGAAAAACAGAAUAUUACUGUAAAUUCUGCAAUCAAUAAAAACGAACUUGAUUCUGAACUUAAAGAACAACUGAGUAGAAAUAGUGAUAAAGUAAAAGUUGACGGCACGACGACGACGGAUGUCAUAAUUAACAAAAAAGCAACUGAAGUUAAGCCACAAAAACAAAAUAGUAAAGAAAAGAUUUCGCCUCAAGUUAGCAAUGAAAUUCCAGACAAAGAGAAAAAUAUCAAAAACACAAAGAUUAAGACGGAGGAUAAUUUUAAAGGUAAAAAAUCUCAAGAUACGGACAAAGAAAAUAAGUUGCCAACACCGACCGUUACGGGUGAAAUAAACGAGGUUAAAAAAAUUGAGAAUAAACAGUCUCCUAAAAAGGAAGAAACACCAAAUAAAAAAGUAAAUGAAUCGAAACCUCCUCAAGUUACAAAGAAUAUCAAAGUUAUAGAAAAGAGUUCAUCAGAAAAAACAUGCAAAAGUAAUGAAGAAAUCCAAAACAAGGUGACAGUUUCUACUUCUACGUCUGACAAAGAAGUAAAUAAAACUUCAGGUCCAUUACCUAAAGUUGAAACAAAAACUGAAGUUAACGAGCAACCGGUACAGAAAGAAGAGACAAUAGUUUCUGGUAAUGAUUCUUCUAAAACUGUAUCUAUAUCUCCGUCAACAGAAAUUACGACAGUAAUAAAAGAGGAAAAAACGGUUAACGAUGGAAAACUAACGGAAAACACUAAUAAAGAUGCAAACACUUCCAAUAGUAUUGAAGUACCAAUAGUGAUAGAAUCAGAGAACAUUCCGGAUAAAGACACUAAGGCCAUUGAGCCACUUCAAGAAACAAAGACAGGAGAGGACAUAAAGGCUGAAAAUUUUCCAAUCAAGGUGGAUAAACUGGAAGUAAGUCCAGCGACUCCAUUGCAGUUUGUAAAGCCAGUUUCGUCUAAAAAGCCUGUUAAAGACGAACCUGCUUUAAGGCCACUUAUCGCAACACCACGCCCACUUCAAAAGAAAUCUCCUCAAGUUAUUCAUUCAUCGAGUUCUUCAGAGACAUCUUCGUCAGAAGAAAGUUCUGACGAUGACGAGGAUGCGGACGAGUCUGAAAAUAGUGACGGCUCAAAUGAAUUCUUCGAAUGUGAAAACCAACCAGAUGGCAGAACUUCUACAGGAUCCAAUGACUCAGGAUUUGAUUCUUCGGCUCCGACGUCUCCCGCUGGAUUCGUACAUGUCAAAAAAGGUGGAGAGAGUGCCGGUACGUCGGGUACUGCGCCGGCGCGGGCUGACGCCACCGACGUCCUAGAACAAGAGCUUGAACAAUCGACGGCCUACGGAUUAUUCCGGAAGACAGGGCGGUUCACCCCGCCUGCGCGGUCCAUACCCCGCUUCCGGAAAUACAACAUCGAAGACUUCCACUUCAUCAAGGUGCUGGGAAAAGGCAGCUUUGGAAAGGUCUUAUUAGCAGAGCUUCGUGAUACGGAGUACUACUACGCCGUGAAAUGUCUGAAGAAGGACGUGGUUUUGGAAGACGAUGACGUGGAGUGCACUUUGAUAGAGAGGAAAGUGCUCGCUCUGGGCACGAACCACCCUUAUCUCUGUCACUUGUUCGCAACUUUCCAGACUGAUUCCCACUUGUUCUUCGUCAUGGAGUAUCUAAAUGGCGGUGACUUAAUGUUCCACAUUCAACAAAGCGGACGGUUCCCAGAAACUAGAGCCAGAUUAUACGCCGCUGAAAUCGUGUCAGGACUCAAGUUCUUACAUAAAAGGGGCAUUGUGUACAGGGACUUGAAACUUGACAACAUUCUCCUUGACUUCGACGGGCACGUGCGGAUUGCGGACUUUGGCAUGUGCAAACUACAGAUUUACUUGGACAAAACUGCUGACACGUUCUGUGGCACGCCUGAUUACAUGGCGCCUGAGAUAAUCAAAGGACUGAAGUACAACCAGACGGUGGACUGGUGGUCUUUCGGAGUGUUGCUGUAUGAGAUGUUGAUAGGCCAGAGUCCGUUCAGCGGGUGUGACGAGGACGAGCUGUUCUGGUCAAUUUGCAACGAGAUGCCAUCCUACCCGCGGUUCCUGUCGCAGGAGGCUCUGACCAUCUUAACCCGGCUUUUGGACAAAGACGCGCGGACGCGACUUGGAGGCACAGAGUGCAUGCAUGGCGACGUGCGGGACCAGGACUUCUUCCGGCCCAUACACUGGGACAAGCUGGACAGACGGGAGCUUGAAGCUCCGUUCAGACCCCGGGUGAGACACCCACUGGACACCCAAUACUUCGACCGAGCUUUCACUGGAGAACGACCUCGGCUGACAGCAGUAGAGCCCCACGUACUACGCUCCAUGGACCAAGAAGCCUUCAGAGGGUUCUCUUAUACCAACCCCAACGCCACUGACCGUUAAAAAAUAUACACACGUAUAGGCGGUAGUGGCAAUACCUUGUCAGAGCUAAUAGGGAGACAACGCUUCGAGGAUAGUCUACCAUUGGUCGGUUUAAAUAUCACGUUAUCUCCCUCGAAUUCUAUUGGAGGGCAAGCUCCAAUAGGUAGCUCGUGAUGUUCCAUUGCUUCGCCAGAGGGCAGUGCGGGGCGAAAGAAAAUGGCGGCGCCAGACGAAAUUAGAAUUGGAGGAUGUCUAUUAGACGUAAAAUGUGUUUUAGAAGUUGUAAAUAGUACGUUUUGUGAAAAGGUUUUCAAAAAUAAUCUUACUGCCUAAGAAAAAUCGGAACAUCGAUUAAAUGCAUAUCAACUUUAUUUUGUAAAAAAAUUAAAUAAGUGUCUGGUACACAAUUUGAAUCUUAUUAAUAGAAUUAGAUUUAUUGAUAGAGUAAUGUACUUACAUGUAGCCGCGAAGAAAACAAUGAGCUUAACAAAGCAAUCAUAGAUUCAAUGAUACUAGGUAGGUACCUAUAUACUUAUAGUAACAUUGUAAACUUGUAGAAAGAAUCACUACCUACAUAUAUUUUACUUCCGUUCACGGAAUGAAUAUUUUUUAAACAUAUCCAGUUUUCAGGUUUUCAUUUAAUAAAUAUAUAAUUAUAUAACGACAUCGUUAGUUGUUGUAUAAUAUUAAAAGGCAUAAAGAGCCCAGCUUUUGAAACAAAAAUGAUUUACUUAUGUACAUCCUUGUUUGUUAAAUAAUAAAUAAUAAUGAUUCUCACAAGUGUUUUGUUUCACACACAAGUUUUCUUUACAUUACCACAAAUUAUUAUAGAUACUUAAUUAGUUCAACAAUGAGAAUAAUAACAUAAGUAUAAACAUAGCCAUUAGGAACAUUUUUUACAAAUACCUAUAAAUAUUCACUUCACAUAAUUUAUUUUUACUCAACAUUGCCACCCCGGACACUUCAAAACACCUCGUUUUACACAGACACUACACUUUGAUGCAAUCGUACGACACGCGCAUCUGUGUGUGUAACAUCUGACGCCCAUACGGUAGGUACAUAAGACAAUAAAACCGGGGGUUUUAAACCGAGCUCAGGCGCUGGUUGAGAGUUGCCGUUCUAUAUGUAGUAUUAUUCCUUUUUUAU